AUGUUGUCUGUACUGGACGCUCUGUGGGAGGACCGCGAUGUCCGCUUUGAUAUCUCUCCGCAACAAAUGAAAAUGAGACCUGGAGAAGUGCUUAUAGAUUGUUUGGAUUCUAUUGAAGAUACUAAGGGGAACAAUGGUGAUCGAGGCAGACUUUUAGUGACUAAUCUGCGGAUAAUAUGGCAUUCCAUAGCACUACCUCGAGUCAAUCUUGCUGUUGGCUACAAUUGUAUUAUAAAUAUUACUACAAGGACUGCUAACUCAAAAUUGAGGGGACAGACAGAGGCUCUGUAUAUAUUGACAAAGUGCAACAACACACGCUUUGAGUUUAUUUUUACAAAUGUGGUACCAGGAAGCCCUCGGCUUUUCACUUCAGUUAUUGCUGUGCAUCGAGCAUAUGAAACAUCCAAAAUGUAUAGAGAUCUCAAACUAAGAGGAGCCUUGAUUCAGAAUAAACAGCUAAGACUUCUUCCCAAAGAACAAGUUUAUGAUAAAAUCAACGGAGUAUGGAAUCUAUCCAGUGAUCAGGGUAACCUUGGCACUUUCUUCAUAACCAAUGUCAGAAUUGUGUGGCAUGCCAACAUGAAUGACAGCUUUAAUGUCAGCAUUCCUUACCUGCAAAUUCGCUCCAUUAAGAUCCGAGACUCCAAGUUUGGUUUAGCACUGGUUAUUGAAAGCUCCCAACAGAGUGGUGGCUAUGUACUUGGCUUUAAGAUUGAUCCAGUGGAGAAACUGCAGGAUUCGGUAAAAGAGAUAAACUCUCUGCACAGAGUCUACUCUGCAAGCCCUAUAUUCGGAGUUGACUAUGAAAUGGAGGAGAAGCCACAAGCUCUGGAGGAGCUGACUGUAGAACAAGUUCAGGAUGAUGUGGAAAUUGAAGCUGAGGAACACACAGAUGCUUUUGUGGCAUAUUUUGCUGAUGGAAACAAGCAACAAGAUCGUGAACCGGUGUUCUCUGAAGAGCUUGGCCUUGCCGUGGAAAAACUAAAGGAUGGCUUCACUCUUCAAGGACUAUGGGAUGUCAUGGGAUGA
Messenger RNA from Staurois parvus, 1029 nucleotides. Lineage: Eukaryota; Metazoa; Chordata; Amphibia; Anura; Ranidae. The record is from the annotation of a GenBank genome assembly.